Molecule: messenger RNA, 3424 nt
Organism: Biomphalaria glabrata
Lineage: Eukaryota; Metazoa; Mollusca; Gastropoda; Planorbidae
Product: cell death-inducing p53-target protein 1-like
Exons: 5
Coding region: 269-811 (180 amino acids)
Molecular function (GO): zinc ion binding
Source: RefSeq, a predicted model, not a curated record
CUGUUGAUUUUUUUUUCUUAUUUGCACAACUUUAGAGAUCGAGAAUCUAGACUGACGACCAUCCUAAGAUCCUAGAAUUCAGAAUUCCAUUUCCAGUCCUCACUACCAUUAUCUCAUACCAUCUAGAUUUAGAACUAGGAUCUACAACUAGAAUAUAACAUUGAUUGAAUUUUGAUCCAGAGCCGUAUCUAGAUUAUACAAAUUAGUUAAUUAAUUGGAAUCUUUUUUUCAGUUUUUCAUCCGUUCAAGUUCAAGGAAGAGUGAAGAGAUGUCCCAGAAUCCACCACCACCCCCAUAUCCUGGAGAACCUGAGCAAAAAGGUGGCGCAAACUAUGGUGCACCUCCAUAUCCAACAACUGAAGGAUAUCCACCCCCACAGGCUGGCUACUACCCUCCUCCUGCUGGAAUGUACCCACCUCCUGGACAGCCAGGUGGCUAUCCACCUCCAGGGCAGCCAGGAGGUUAUCCACCUCCAGGGCAACCUUACCCUCCCCAGGCCGGCUAUCCAUCUCAGUCAACCCAGUCUCAUAUGAACACUGUCGUUGUCACCCAGCCUCAAGCUCCUGUUGUGGUUGUACAGACAUUCAACGCUGUUCCAGUUCGAACCAAUUGCCCCCACUGCCAUGCUGACAUUGUCACUGCUACUCACUUUGAAAGUGGCACAUUUACCUGGGUUAUCUGCAUCAUCCUUUGUGUAGUUGGGUGUGAUCUUGGCUGCUGUUUGAUUCCUUUCUGUUUGGACGGAUGCCAAGAUGUCAUCCAUACUUGUCCCAACUGUCGACAACACAUUGCCAGAUGGAAUAGGAUGUAAUGGCAACUGGUCAUGGUGGGCACAUGAACAAGGUCAUGGUGGGCGCAUGAUACUCGACCUUUAUGGGAAACGUCUGUAGAGGAAGAGAAAAAACUCGACAAGAGCUUGCUAAAGAUGCAGUUUGACAAUUUCUUAAUGUACAUAACAUUAAUGACUGUACUCAUUUCUGUUUAACCCAUGCCAUAUAUACAAUUCAUCUUAUUUGUUUGUCACUGUUUUAUUCAGCUUAUACAUUCACUGAGAAAAAUGAGAGAUUAAAAGAAAUUUUCUUAAAAUGCGAACAUCAAAUGUGGCAGACUUCAUUUAUUGCAAUGUUUUGUUGGUUUUUCAUUUGGAAAACAAAGUUGUUCAGUGUCAUUGUAUUAGUUAAGCAAUUUUGAAAUGUGAGACCUUAUAUUUUUCAAUUCAAAUACUCAACAUGUAUAUUUUAUGGCCUUUUUUUUUUUGGGGGGGGGGUGAAUGGGAAUUUAUUUUUUUUGUUUCAAUAUUUUUGUUAGCUGUUCUUAAGUUUCAAUUCUGUCUUUUUUUUUUUUUUGUUUUUUUUGUAUGUAUUUUAAAUGAUGUCACAUCAUGGCUCAUGAAAAUAUAUGGAGUUCUGUAAAGAUACCUUUUUUUUAAUCAAAGAAUUCUUGAUGGUUUUAAUCUUUAACAGAUUUGCAAUGUAAAAUAUUUCUUAUUUUAUUGAGAUUUUGUUUAUAUUAAUUAAGAUUACUUUCAAAGAUGUAAUUAUGCAGUCAUUGAACCUGAUACAGUUUACUUCUGAGUUGUCUCAGGAACAAGACUCACAACUUUAGCUGUUGUAAAAGAAAAAAGAAGCUCAAACUCUUUAUUCCAUUUACAUUUUGUUUGCACUAUUUCAAAAGACUCAAAUUUACUUUGUAUGAGAAAGUCUCUUCAGAUUUUCUUACAACAGAGCUCCUAUUGAUGUUAGUAGUUACUUCUUCCAACCCAAGAAAAUGCAUGAACCGCAGCUUAAUAAAACUAGAACAAGUUACAAUUUCUCUUUCAGAGAAGAACAUUUCUUUGAAUUGUAGUCACAAAGAUACAAAAUCUUGUUUGAUUCCAUUUUGUAUGCACAGUUAAGGCAGCUAGGCACAAGUCUUAAUUUUAGGUAAUUUUGUGUUCUUUUAUCUAAUUAUAAACAUUUUAUCUAAUUAUAAACAUUUUAUCUAAUUAUAAACAUUUCCUUCCUUGUGUACUGCUUAAUUAUCUAUGCACAAAAGGGAAAUUACUUAGCAGGUUUAAUAUAAAUACAUUUUAUCACCAUUAAUGAAAAGAUUGGGUUUUUUUUUUGUUUCAUUAAUUAGGGAAAAAUAAAAUCUUAUUCUUUUCAAAGAAAUAGUGUAAGUGUUGCCAACUCAAAAAAUGUCAAUGAUCCUACAACUAGUAUUCAACCUUCUUCUAGCCCUCAGGUAACAUAAUUAUAAUUCCAAUAAGAUUUUAUUAUGAAAUCCGUAAUGAUUUUUUAAAACAAUUUUUAUUUACUUAGACACCUCUAUAAGUAUUAGGUGUUUUUUUUUAUAGAACUUAAUAAUUGUUUUAAUUUGAACAAAUAUUUUUAUUAGUUGAUAAUUCACCAAUAUACUUUUUCAGACCAAAUAUGCUAAUCUAUAUUUCAACCAUUUAGAUAUCUGUGUUAUCUUGAUAUUGGCACCAUUCUGUAUACAUUAUAUUCUAGUAGUAGAUGCAUAUUGUAAUAUUAUAAGAUUAUAUAUAUAUAUAUGGCAAUUAGAUAUAAAUUGAAUGGAAAGUUCUCUUUACUUAUUAUGAGAUCUGUUUAGCUCAAAACAUGAUAAUUGAAUCUCAGUGUAAAGUAUCCUUUUUGGAGAAUUAAAAGGAAAGUAUUUUGUAUGUACUAACUCAAUACGUUUCAUAUUGCACCAUAGGUCCAUUUUUAUCAGUUUAAGUUGUUCUAGGAAUUUUUUUUAAAAGCACUCUUUAAUAACCAAGCACGGCUUCAAAACAUCUACCCCCAUAGUCUGAAAGGGAUACAUUUACGUUACCUACCUUGAACUUACAACAAACCUAGGGUGGUGGCCGGGCCGUGGGGUUUGCGCUUUGGGACUGUUAGGCGUGAGUGUCAGCCCUGGCCACUGUUUAAACUAGGAGGCAAUUAUUUCAAUUUCUAAAGGAACAUCUGAAACUUAGGAAACAAAAAAAACUACUUCACUUAAUAGAGAUUUGUCUGGGGUAUUUUCUAACCCAAUGCUUGCACUGAUAUUGGUAUUUGUAAUGUCUCUAUCUGCUUGGUGUUAUAUACAAUUAUUAUUUGCUGGGUUUGAGGUAUCAAAGUUCUUUUAGUUUUGACAUGGUCACCUCAUAUUUUUUAAAACUAUUAUCUGCAUGAUGUAGUUACAACUGUUCAAAGGGUUUUAUUGUGUACCUAGAUCAGCUAGAGGACAGUAUGUAUGUGUGUGUACCAAUUACCAAUCAUUAGUCCAUUUUAUAACACUUUGUGACCAAUAGUUAAACAUGUUCUAGUUCUGAAUGCUGUUAGCCCCCUCCUUUGAACACUUGUAAUUAUUAACUAACUUUUGACAUUUAAUGUGUGUUUUAACUCUUCCUUCUAUCUUCUGUUACAAACUUGCAUUAAAUCAAUUUGUAAUAACCUCA